UGAACCACGUCCGCGCGCUAAGUUCUUGCGGCAGUAUUUUGUCACACAUUCGCGGGAGAACAGCCUUGCAAAGUUUUGUCAGCAGCUAUUUAAUUUUAUGGCAUUUAUUUGAGGUACUUGGCAUGCGGUAGUUGCGUGUUAUAAGUACAACCUUCACAGUUUGUUGGCUGCACACUACUAGACAGUUUCCUAGCUAGCUAGACAGCUAACAACAACUGGCAAACUUUUUGCAAGAGGUCUCUCGUUUUGACCCAAAGUAUCUAAUAUGGCAACUAUGUGUCACUCAAGACGUGCCCUGAUGGAAAUCCCAGCUCCACAGCCGAAAAUUGCAGCUCGAAUGAGAAGGUCCUACCUGGAGGUUCUAAGUUCACGCAUAGCUCCAUUCUCAACCACCUCUAGAGGCAGAAACCUGACCAGCAACUCAAAACUGGGCCCAGCCAUAUACAGAACAGGGAGUAGUCGGAGUGAGGCCCAAAGUGAGAGAAUGGAAGACAACCAGACACCCCUGUCCAACCAGCAGCUUGUGCAGCUCAUAAGAUCUUUCAUCCUAGUAGAACAGGGGCAGAGGCUGGAGCCCAGAGCCCCCACUACAGACCUGAAGCCUUUACAGGAGGACUUGCACCUGAAGAAGACCAAUGUCUACAGAUCUAUACCCUACUCACGCCUGGGGUCCAACAGAGACGCGCACUGUUACAGAAAGGCAUAUCCACACCUGGUGGUGUUUAAAGUUUCCUGCCAGGAGUGGGGUCAGCUGCUGCUGCAGAACGAGGAGUGGGAGUCUGCUCUGGAGCACUCCCUAGUGGCGUGGAGGUACACCAGUGAGCUGCCACAGUGGGACACCAGCAGCCACAACUUGGUGAGGGAACAGUGUUACAGCAUGCUGGCAGCACACUGCAUCACAGCUCUACAGCACUACUGCCCAGACCCCAGCAAAGCCAUAGAGCUGCACAGGAGGUUUAAAAUGGCACAGCUGCACAGUCAGUUGAUCUCUCCUUGUAUUCAGGAGCUGGAGAGAAGCCUCGGCAAAGCACAGGUUUGUUCCAUGAACACCCGCUGAAAUGGCCAACACUAAGAUCAGCUGACAACCAUCAGCAUGGCUUCCAAGUCUAGGGGGUUGCACUAUUGAACAGCGUCUAUCAGUGGUUGCCAUUCAACUAUGUUUGGUAUCCUUGCCUUGUGUUGCGCUAUUCCCCCAUGCCUUGUGUUGCGCUAUUCCCUCUUGCCUUGUGUUGCGCUAUUCCCUCUUGCCUUGUGUUGCGCUAUUCCCCCUUGCCUUGCCUACAGUAUUCCCUACAGUAAAUACAAGAAAGCUUUGAUGCAUUUUGGUAUGCUGUUUUUUUAAAUAUGAAUUUAAGCUUUUUGUAUUUAAGUUGUUUUGUAAAAUGUGUUUAUUGCCAUUGAACUAUUGAAUGUUAUCAUAAGGAAAUUAUGAAAUGGCCUUUAAAAUGUGAAAUGCUGUCAGAGAAAUUAUGAACUGUCCUUUUCACCAAGAUGUUUUAUAUGUGGGGGAUGUUUUUGUGGAUGUGUUGAAAAAUGGCAAGAUACAUGAAACAGCUGCCUUAUUUCAACUUGGCUGAAUGCUACCUGUUUUGUAAAUAUUUGUCUAAAGUAACUGUUUUGCACUGUUUUCUUCAUCCUGGAAACUUGACAUUUUGAUAAAAAUAGAAUCUAACUUAAUAAAAUUCUACU
Messenger RNA from Oncorhynchus masou masou (cherry salmon), 1689 nucleotides. RefSeq lists its product as uncharacterized. The record is from RefSeq and is a predicted model, not a curated record. Gene Ontology annotation, cellular component: nuclear membrane; nucleus. Gene Ontology annotation, molecular function: proteasome binding. Bases 266 to 1057 code for a protein of 263 amino acids. Lineage: Eukaryota; Metazoa; Chordata; Actinopteri; Salmoniformes; Salmonidae. Gene Ontology annotation, biological process: nuclear protein quality control by the ubiquitin-proteasome system; proteasome localization. The transcript has 5 exons.